AAAAAUAGAACAUAAGUUAGCAAAUGUUGAUGAAUAACGUACAUAGUAAAAUGUAUAAAAUAAUGUUUCUGUUAUUAUGGUGUUUUUCUUUUUCUUUUCUUUUUUAAUCACAUAAAAUCUGGGUCUAUUUCUGACUGAUGACGCAUCUUCAUCACACGAAGAUGUACCAAUCUCAUAAACAUCUUAUCAAUUAAUACGUCUUUGUUUGUAAACAUUGACUAAAUAGGCGAAAUGCUACGGUUGCGAGAAGGAAAAAUUGAGAAUUUUCAAAGUUCAUAUAAGGGUUAUCGGACAAAAACUUUUUGCUUGGGGCAUAUUUUAGCUUGUUUUAUUUUGAGAAUGACGAAACUGGUGAUUCUAGGGCUAGUGCUUUUGGUAUUGCCCGAGGGAUAUGAACACAGGAACAUUCCGCUGUCACUAAAUGGCAAAUUAAAACGGCAACAGGAUGCCGAUGAGGUUCCACCUCUUCUAGAAGACGCAAUACAAAACUCAUGGUCUCGCUUUAAACGUGCUCUAAGAAAGACUACGGACAACGACGAUGUAGAUAUUUAUACAUCACAAGAGGCACCACAAGCACCGCCUCAUUCACAUGAACAUGAGGAUCCUCCAAAACCAGCACCGCCUCAUUCACAUGAACAUGAGGAUCCUCCAACACCAGCACCGCCUCAUUCACAUGAACAUGAGGAUCCUCCAGUACCAGCACCGCUUCAUUCACAUGAACAUGAGGAUCCUCCAGCACCUGUACCACCGCACUCACACGAGCAUGAUCGCCAUAUUUUGGAUCAUAUUCUUCAUGAGAUACAUAACGGUCACGUGACACAAGAUAAGAUGGACCAUUGGUGGCGAGAGAUACAGGAUGCGCUCAACAAGGGUACCCUGACAAUGGAUGAAGUCCAUCAAUUGAUGGAAGCUGUAGGACAUACAUAUUCCCAUCAUGACGAAACUUGUUGCUGGUUCGGAUAAUGUUGAUAAAUAUCUGAACAAUUUUUUUUUAUUCAGAUGUUUCAGAAUGUUUAACUCAUUAAUAUUUGUUUCUUAAGAUAGACUUACCUUUUAGAUAAUUGCUGUUGUUUUGGAUUCAUAUGUUCACUAGGGUGUUGUGGUAUUUUGACAUAUUUAUCCUAGAGAGAUUGCCUUACUGGUAGCUUCCUACAUUUUUUGUUAUGAUACUUAGUCUGUAAAUUUAGCAUUGAGAAAGAAUGUGUUUAUGUGUUAUCAAGGUACUACGUCAUAAGAAACAAACAAGCUUAAAAUGUCUAAAUGUUUCAAAGUCGCUUAUAUUGCACACAUGUAAUUGUUUCGUAAGAACGUGAUUUAACUCUUUCUAAUAUAGAUCUGUUAUUGAUGUUAUUUAAAAAAAUGUUUUAGAAGGAGAGUAAUAGUGUAUUGACAACCGAUAUCACGUGUUAUUAAAUCACCUUUUCAUAUAUUCAUUUCCAUGGCGAAGACGUAUAAUUAAGAAAUGGGUUUAAAGUAUUUUACCGUUAUGGCAUCUUGCGGAAUGCUUUGGUGCACAAACCAAUUCGUCGAUAUAUUCUGCGGAAAGCCUGCCAAAAAAACA
Molecule: messenger RNA, 1561 nt
Organism: Mercenaria mercenaria
Lineage: Eukaryota; Metazoa; Mollusca; Bivalvia; Venerida; Veneridae
Exons: 2
Coding region: 232-963 (243 amino acids)
Source: RefSeq, a predicted model, not a curated record